Lipotes vexillifer (Yangtze River dolphin) is the source of this 2835-nucleotide messenger RNA. It is a transcript of the gene CPNE3, whose product is annotated as copine 3. The record is from RefSeq and is a predicted model, not a curated record. The coding region runs from base 36 to 1652 and encodes 538 amino acids. Gene Ontology annotation, biological process: cellular response to calcium ion; ERBB2 signaling pathway. The transcript is spliced from 16 exons. Gene Ontology annotation, molecular function: receptor tyrosine kinase binding; calcium-dependent phospholipid binding. Gene Ontology annotation, cellular component: plasma membrane. NCBI's taxonomy places the organism in Eukaryota, Metazoa, Chordata, Mammalia, Artiodactyla, Lipotidae.
GAAACUCAGAUUGAAUAAUUUACCAAACUGCACAAAUGGUAACUCAAGAGAUGGCUGCCCAGUGUGUCACAAAGGUGGAACUGAAUAUUUCCUGUGACAAUCUUUUGGAUAAAGAUGUAGGGUCAAAGUCAGACCCUUUGUGUGUGUUAUUUUUGAAUACGAGUGGUCAACAGUGGUAUGAGGUUGAGCGCACAGAAAGGAUUAAGAAUUGCUUGAAACCCAAAUUUUCCAAGACAUUUAUUAUUGAUUACUACUUUGAAGUGGUUCAGAAAUUGAAAUUUGGGAUUUAUGACAUUGACAACAAAACUGUCGAGCUGAGUGAUGAUGACUUCCUAGGAGAAUGUGAAUGUACCCUUGGACAAAUUGUUUCCAGUAAGAAACUAACUCGACCACUGGUGCUUAAAAAUGGCAGACCUGCAGGGAAAGGAAGCAUUACGAUUUCAGCUGAAGAAAUAAAGGAUAACAGAGUUGUCUUGUUUGAAAUGGAAGCAAGAAAACUUGAUAAUAAGGAUCUAUUUGGAAAGUCAGAUCCAUACCUGGAAUUCCACAAGCAGAUGUCUGAUGGAAACUGGCUAAUGGUUCAUCGAACAGAGGUUAUUAAAAACAACUUGAAUCCUGUUUGGAGGCCUUUUAAAAUCUCUCUUAACUCCCUGUGCUAUGGAGAUAUGGAUAAAACUAUUAAGGUAGAGUGUUAUGAUCAUGACAAUGAUGGGUCCCAUGAUCUCAUUGGAACAUUUCAAACCACCAUGACAAAACUGAAAGAAGCCUCCAGAAAUUCACCUGUUGAAUUUGAAUGCAUAAAUGAAAAAAAGAGGCAAAAGAAGAAAAGCUACAAGAAUUCAGGUGUUAUCAGUGUGAAACAGUGUGAGAUUACAGUGGAAUGUACAUUCCUUGACUAUAUCAUGGGAGGAUGUCAACUGAAUUUUACUGUGGGAGUGGACUUCACUGGCUCCAAUGGUGAUCCAAGGUCUCCCGACUCCCUUCAUUACAUCAGCCCCAAUGGUGUUAAUGAGUAUUUGACUGCAAUCUGGUCUGUGGGACUGGUCAUUCAAGAUUAUGAUGCUGAUAAGAUGUUUCCAGCUUUUGGUUUUGGAGCUCAGAUCCCACCUCAGUGGCAGGUUUCUCAUGAAUUUCCAAUAAACUUUAAUCCAUCCAAUCCCUACUGUAAUGGAAUUCAAGGCAUUAUAGAGGCAUAUCGGGCCUGCCUUCCUCAGAUAAAACUCUAUGGACCAACUAAUUUUUCUCCAAUCAUAAAUCAUGUGGCCAGGUUUGCUGCUGCAGCCACACAACAACAGACAGCUUCUCAAUAUUUUGUGCUCUUAAUCAUUACCGAUGGCGUGAUCACAGACCUUGAUGAGACCAGACAAGCUAUCGUUAACGCUGCCAAGCUGCCUAUGUCCAUCAUCAUUGUCGGAGUCGGAGGUGCUGACUUUGGUGCCAUGGAGUUUCUGGAUGGUGAUGGUGGAAGUCUCCGCUCCCCGUCGGGCGAGGUAGCCAUCAGGGAUAUUGUCCAGUUUGUGCCUUUCAGACAGUUCCAGAACGCUCCAAAAGAAGCCCUUGCUCAAUGUGUCUUGGCGGAGAUCCCCCAGCAGGUGGUAGGCUACUUCAACACAUACAAACUCCUUCCUCCCAAGAGCCCGGCUACGAAAUGAAAGGAGCUCUGGUCGCCUGAGCAGAAAGAAGUCUUUUGUGCUGUGUGGAGCAAUGGAUUUCCCUCUGACCCCAAAUCAUGAAUCUGUCAUUUUACACACUUCUCACGAACCCCAGCAUUUAUGAUGCAAACCUAGUUCUCUAUGGAUUAUGUCUAUUUAAAGCAUUCUUUUUUACUUUUUUUGGAGGAAAGUGCUAACUUAAUCUUUGCCUAAUCAAUUCAGUGAUUGCUAGUGAUUUACAGUAAUUGCAGUGAGGCUAUUUGGAUUAGAAACUGGUGUGAGAAAAGCGGAUUUUGUUCUUGUGGUUGUUUACUUUCAUAUGAUGAAAAUGCUGUUUUUGAAUGUUUGUAAAUAAGAAAGAGUGGAAAAUUGUUGGAAUGAUGCGAAGGUUGCCGUGCUUUGCUCUAGGCAAUAUAUGUUUUAUAAGCCAAUGUCCAUGCCUGACAGCAAGGGCUUCUUAAAUUAGAUGAUAUUGAAUUUGUUUCUAGAACUAUACUUAGUGCUAUUCCAUGGGAUAAAACUACGUUUACUUGUGCCUGAAUUUUGCUGCAAUUUAGACAUGCACAGUUCAAAACAGCACGCAUCUUCAUAGGACUUCAUGAAAAGUACCGAAUGAGAAGGGAAGGCACAUAUUCAGUUCUUAAAAUUGUACGAUCAACAAGUAAAAGGAACCUCAUGUAAGUAAGCCAUUUUUAUUUGCCUUCCUAGAUCUUUCUUUUUCAUUAUUGAAUACUGUAAACAUGGUCAGAUUUGACCUUUUCAUUGAUUGUAUGUGACACUCAGGAUUCUGUAUCUGCAUUGAUGAUAGGUAGCCCUAGAUUCAACAUUAUUAGAUUAUUUUAAUUGGAGUUUGUUAAAAUGGUCAGGAUGGGUUUAUCCAGGAAAACUAUAAGGACAAAACAUAUAAGGGGAAAUUCAGAAUUCUAUUUCCUUUUAAUCAGUGAAAGACUUAUUAAAAAAAGCAAUGUUUAUACUUUCCUUGUUAAGGUCCCAUAUAUUGAUUUGUACAUUUGUGUAGAUUCAUUUAGAUAUUCUCUCUUUUUUUUUUAAGUAACAUUUUUAGUCUGAUUUUUUUUAAACUCAUGAUAGUGGUUAUUAAUCAAAAUCAUAUCUUAUGUUUUAAUAAUGAGCUAUUUCCUAAAUCCAGAAUGUAUUGUAUUAAGCAUAAAACCUGUUAUAACUU